Molecule: messenger RNA, 309 nt
Organism: Spirometra erinaceieuropaei
Lineage: Eukaryota; Metazoa; Platyhelminthes; Cestoda; Diphyllobothriidea; Diphyllobothriidae
Source: the annotation of a GenBank genome assembly
AUGCUGAUGGACGCCUACCGUGAUGAACGCCCCGGGAUGCGCAUCGCCUACAGGACGGAUGGCCACCUUCUCAUUCAACGGCGGAUGCACUUCCAAACGUGCGCAUCCACAAUUUCCGUUCACGAAUUUCCCUUCGCCGAUGACUGCGCCCUAAACACCACCUCGGAAGAGGAUAUGCAAGGAAGCAUGGACCUCUUCUCCGCCGCCUGCGAGAACUUCGGUCUGGUCACCAACACGGAAAAGACGGUGGUCAUGCAUCAGUCGCCACCCAACACAGCCCCUCCCCCAAUGCGCCGCAAAUCAACGUGA